Molecule: messenger RNA, 1966 nt
Organism: Branchiostoma belcheri (Belcher's lancelet)
Lineage: Eukaryota; Metazoa; Chordata; Leptocardii; Amphioxiformes; Branchiostomatidae
Product: visual system homeobox 2-like
Exons: 8
Coding region: 619-1959 (446 amino acids)
Biological process (GO): regulation of transcription by RNA polymerase II
Cellular component (GO): nucleus
Molecular function (GO): DNA-binding transcription factor activity, RNA polymerase II-specific; sequence-specific double-stranded DNA binding
Source: RefSeq, a predicted model, not a curated record
AACAGGGGAUCUCUUAAGUAGACAGUGUAUGAAAACGCCGUUAGUGUGUUGCAAGUAUAGCCUCCACCAGGCCUUCUUACAGGGGCAAGGAUCAUAGAAUUGGAGACAAAAAGGGAAAUAUUACUAUAAUUCGCCGGGAGAGCAGUGCGACCGCGGAAGGGUGGCUUACUCUGACUCACUUGGUGGAAUAUUCUCCAUCUUUUUUGCUAAAUUUGACUGAUUUUGAGCCCGCGUUGUUGUUGUAAUGUUAGUCUGCUGGAGAGACUACUGCGUGUUGCACGUUGGGUGUGUAUUUAGCCCUACUCUAACCCGUGCCGCCCCACGCUGAUACGGAGUGGUCGUGAUUAACCCAACCCCCGCCUCCCGGGGCCCAUGAUUGUGGCGUGAUUGGCACGGCCGGGUAUUGAUAUUUCUAUUAGUUCAUAAUUAGUUGAUGGUAAUUAGGCCGUCAGACGAGAGCUAAUUAUUCGAGCUGGGCGCAGCCCGCAGGUUAAGGCGCUAAUCAGGAGGACUCAUCAGUGCGGAGUAUAAUAAGGCAGAGUGCGGACACACACACACACACACACGAGAGAGAGAGAGGCGCACAACUUUCACUGUUGUUGGAUAGACAGACGGACCAUGACGGGAAAGACUACCGUAGAGACCCAGCCCCGCGUCUCGGGACCGCAGGCCACCCAGCCCCGCAGAACGCCCGCCGCCGGCACGGUGAUGAGGAGCCCGUUCGCCAUCCAGGAGCUGCUGGGCCUCGGGAAGGGGGACGAGCCGUCGGACAGGGGGAAACCGCCGCGCACGCCCGUCCCCGCCACCGUCCACGUGUCCCUGCCCCAGCCGGCGUUCGUCUUCACGCGAUCGCCCUUCCUCCCUCCCAUCCACGCGCCGGUUUCCCUGGCACACAAGCUGGAUCAGCAGCUACUGGAGGCGCAGAUACAAGGAGAAGACCCACACAGGAGUCCAGACCUCAGCAAAGAUGUGGACAGAGACAGGGACGACAAGAAGAAGAGAAAGAAGAGGAGACACAGAACCAUCUUCACGUCGUACCAGCUGGAGGAGCUGGAGAAGGCGUUUAACGAGGCACACUACCCUGACGUUUACGCCCGGGAGAUGCUAGCCAUGAAGACAGAUCUACCGGAGGACAGAAUACAGGUCUGGUUCCAAAACCGGCGCGCGAAGUGGCGGAAGAAGGAGAAGACUUGGGGUCGCAGCAGCGUGAUGGCGGAGUACGGACUGUACGGGGCGAUGGUCCGACACUCGCUGCCGCUCCCUGAGUCCAUCCUGAGGUCCGCCAAGGACGGGAUCAUGGAGUCCUGUGCGCCCUGGCUGCUUGACAUGACCGCAGGAAUGCACAAGAACCCACCAUAUUGUGUUGGAACAAAGCUUAAAAUUCUACAACUAUUGCCUCGACAAAACACACUACACGAGCUCUUCAUUCGAAUCACAACAUUCGACGUUAUGUCCAUGUAUUCACGUGGCUCUUUCCCACUUUCCACUUCUGACAUGACCGCAGGAAUGCACAAGAAGUCCGUGGAGAUACAGCAAAUCAGCGUUAUGUCCAUGUAUUCACGUGGCUCUUUCCCACUUUCCACUUCUGACAUGACCGCAGGAAUGCACAAGAAGUCCGUGGAGAUACAGCAAGCGCUCACCACGGGAGGCGCGCAGAAGCCCGACUCCGCGGAGGAGAUGGAGGAGGCCCACGAGGAGGUGCAGGAGAAGGAGAGGCCGCCGUCAGUACACGAAGAAGCUACGUCCAAGGAGGAGAUGAGAUCGAACAGCAUCGCCACCUUGCGGGCCAAGGCACAAGAGCACCAUGCAAAGGUUCUUGAAGAAGCGGAGAGAGACCGCGGUACGGGGGACGGCUGCAGUUCCAGACCGGUCAGCUGUAGGCAGGAGGCGUCACCGCACACACCCGAACAACACUCACCCGACAGCGAUAGCGAGGAGAAAUGUCUGGAUCCAAACUAAACUAAAC